AUGAAGGAUACAAGGAAUACCCCCAGCAGCAGCAGCAGCAGCAACAGCAGCAGCAGCAACAGCAGCAGCAGCAACAGCAGCAGCAGCAGCAGCAGCAGCGAGUGUGGUGCAGCAGCACCACGCAUGCGACCAAAGGGUACUCCUUUCUUACAUCCUCCUAGUCUAACUACAUCUAAUAGACUGCGGCAGCAGCAGCUGCUGCUGCAGCAGCUGCAGCAGCAGCAACUACAGCAGCAGCAGCAGAAAGAGCAGCAGAAGCAGCAGCAAAAAAGGCAGAAACCCCGCGUAUAUCUUCAUCCUUCAGUACAAGGAGCCAGGAAGCAAUCCCCUGCUGCUAAAUCUGCUGCUGCUGCUGCUGCUGCUGAUGCUGCUGCUGCAGCAAAAGCAGCACGAGAAGAGUCUGCAGCAGCAGCAGCUGCAGCAGCAGCAGAAGCAGCAGAUGCAGCAGAUGCCUCAACAGCUGACAACCAGCUUGUUUUGCUUGAUGAGCAAGACAUCAAUAACUCUAGCAGCAGCAGCAGCAGCAGCAGCAGCAGCAGCAACAGCAGCAGCAGCAGCAGCAGCAAGAGGAGAAGGGGCCUCCUCUGUAAGGCCCUUAAGGACUCUCUUGCUGCACAGGGGAUCCGAUCCCUCACGGAGGUGCAGCGCAAGGCUAUACCACAUAUACUUGCAGGUACAGCAGCAGCAGCAGCAGCAGCAGCAGCAGCAGCAGCAGCAAAGUCUGUAGCCAGCUAG
Molecule: messenger RNA, 735 nt
Organism: Eimeria maxima
Lineage: Eukaryota; Apicomplexa; Conoidasida; Eucoccidiorida; Eimeriidae
Exons: 1
Coding region: 1-735 (244 amino acids)
Source: RefSeq, a predicted model, not a curated record